Effrenium voratum is the source of this 2047-nucleotide messenger RNA. NCBI's taxonomy places the organism in Eukaryota, Dinophyceae, Suessiales, Symbiodiniaceae. The record is from the annotation of a GenBank genome assembly.
GUUCCCCCGAGUUCUCUUGGCCUCUCGGCUGAUGGCGGCCAGCGCCCAUGGGGAGCAGUGUGGGGUCCUGCAGCGAGGAGAAAUGCAGGCUCGUCGACUGCAAGCCCGAGAAAGAGAUCCAAGUUUUGGAGCCCGCUGGCGCUGUCUUUGCUGCAACGCUCACGGGCCUGAACGAGGUGGACAAAGACUUUCUCCUCUUUUCCGGUCGCGGGCACUUGGCGGCGGUGCGGUGGCUGCUCACCUUUGGCGCAGACCCAUGCGCCAGAGACAGUAAUUGCACCACCGGGCUGCACGCUGCAUGCCGCAUUGGCAGCCUGAGCCUGGUGCGGGUCUUCUUAGAAAAUCCCAGUUGGCGGCUCCUGGAUGCGGCGGAUGCGGCUGGCUGGACGCCGCUGCAUGUGGCAGCCUUCAUGGGCCGCCAAAGUGUGGCACAGGUGCUGGUGGAAGCUGGCGCGUUUGGUGCAGUGCAUAGCAAGACGGGCCAAAGUCCGGCUGAGCUGUGUACGGACCUUGGGACGCGCAAGCUUCUGCUGAGAUAUACAGAGGACGCCCGGCCCCUGGCGGUGCCCAAGCUGCAGCUGCAGCGCCUCUCGGUGGCGCUGCCGGCCACGGAGUUCCCGGGGCCCCUGGCUGGACCGCCCGAGGCAGUGGAGUCGUUUGAGACCCCGAGGUCAAUACCUCGAGGUAAUUCCGAGAUUCGCUACGAGCCAUUCUUCAUCCCGCGAGCCGCGGUGUUUGACGACCUGGAGCGGAGUGAGACCCUACUAUUGCUCUGCGAAAGACUCUCGUGGAGGCUGUUUGACCAGCACGCGGGGCGUGGACUUGCAUUCAUUGUGGCAUCGGGGGUCACCCGCGAUUACCCCAUGGACCUCAUCGCGUUUUUGCGGACGCGGCAGUUCUCGCCGCAGCAGCUGGGCUGGUUCCUGAGUGAGGACUUUUCCUUGGCCAAGAUCCUCCGGAUGGAGUUCCUCAAUUCGGUGCGUCUCGUGGACACGGGGGUGAUCUCAGCACUUUGCAUCGCCUUGAUGGGUCUGCAGAUCCCGAUGGAUCUCCAGCGCCUGGACAGACUCAUGUGGAGCCUCGCGGAGGUUUGGUGGAGGCAGCACGUGCGCGCCCAGCGCGCCGGCCUGCUUCAAAGCUACGCUUGCGCGGGCGAGUACGGCGGGGCUGCGCUGUGGUCGGAGGUGGCCAGCAUGGACGACCUGCACGAGCUCUUCUUCUCUACGGUGCUGCUGCACUGGAACCUGCACGCCCCGGUGCCGCGGUCCCAGCACUUGACCCUCUCUGCCUGGGUGGAUAUGCACCGCGUCGGUGGGCGGCAGAUCGUAUCGGAGGACGUGCUGGCGCCAAUCUACCAGGCCAUGGCCAAGAAGAUGCUGCAGCCACUGCAGCUGAUCGGCGCUCCCGGCGGUUUGCAGAGCAUGUCCAGCUCUCUCUGCGCAGACUUGGCCAGUCUGGAAGGCUGGGCCUCAGCCCUGGGGGACGGCCUGGACCCAGAGGACGUCCAGAUGUUCGCCAGUUUGGAGGAGACCAUCGGCAUACUGUGCGAAGGCACCUUCUCGGCCCGGAAUCACUUGACUCCGCCGAUCGGCAGGGCACUGCAGGUCAUUGCGCCCAUAGUGGGCCCCAUGCCGGAAAAGGAGAACGCAGUGUGGCUGUCGCUGUGCGGCCCUUUGCUGCUGCUCGCUUCCGGGCCUUCCCAGUGCCCUUUCGCCUUCCUGCAGAUGCGGAAGGUGCAGCUGGCUGAUGUGGAUCCUGGCAGGGCACUGUUCUCCUUGCAGUCUGCCGAGUUGGAAGCGAGGCUCAAUGUCAUUCUGCUGCUGCCAGAUGGCCGGUGGCACGUGUCCUCCAUGGAGAAGCUAGUGCUGCAGCUGCGCGAGCCGAGCGAGCUGAAGAAUUGGGUUCUCAGCUUUCCUCAACCGGGAGGACCCUCUUCAAAGGGUCGGCUGCUGCCGAUCUGAAAUCGUAGAACUUGGCCGCGAUCAUUUGAGCCUCUGCGCGGAAGGCACAUGCCGGCGGCACUUAUAUGCGCUUGGCUUCCAGGGAG